Molecule: messenger RNA, 2689 nt
Organism: Trachymyrmex septentrionalis
Lineage: Eukaryota; Metazoa; Arthropoda; Insecta; Hymenoptera; Formicidae
Gene: MAPk-Ak2
Product: MAP kinase-activated protein kinase 2
Exons: 10
Coding region: 749-2032 (427 amino acids)
Biological process (GO): intracellular signal transduction; peptidyl-serine phosphorylation; protein autophosphorylation
Cellular component (GO): nucleus; cytoplasm
Molecular function (GO): calcium-dependent protein serine/threonine kinase activity; calmodulin binding; calcium/calmodulin-dependent protein kinase activity
Source: RefSeq, a predicted model, not a curated record
AGUCGCUCGUCCAGCUCGGUCGGUUGCCUAACGUCGUGCAAUCCGACGGCGUCCGUCCUCGCGCGAGCGUUUGUAGCGCACCGGCGACGAGUGAUGUACAAAAGACCGGUCGACUCGGCGCACCUUCCUAGAAAUUCUUCCUCCGUCGAAAAGUCCGUUCCGUUCUUCACCAAGUGAUUUUGCCAAGUUUCCAAUUGUAGUGCAGUUUUUCUUCGGGACGCGAUUACUUUCCAUUGUGCGAGCGCGGUUCGGUGCGGUGAAUCGCCGCGCGGUUUUUUCGACUUCGAUCGACGCUAAGCGUGAACGAUGCCGACGAGGGCAGCUCGGUCCGCAUCGCGUGAUUAAUAAUCCGUAACGGGAAUUUUUAAGCCGCGACGAGAGAGGUGCACGUUGACGGUUUUCAGCUGGCCCGAUUAUCUCUUGGCUUGAAUUAAAAAAAAAAAAAAAAAAAAAAGAAACGCAAAUCGAAAAAGCAAAGACGAAACGAGACCGGGCGGACUAAAACUUAUCUCUUUCUUCUACCGGGUGGGAUAAAUCUCGGUAUAAGGCUCUAGAAGCUAGGACCCUCUCUUCCGUAACGACACCGCACGCCGUGUGGUAAACCACUCCAAACUCGUCGUUCCAUCUGGGAGGUCGUCCUCUGGGAGCCCUGUACCUUGGCUUUUAUCGACGUGGGGCGGGCGGUGAUGCUUUUGUCUUCCCGACGAAUUCGGGACUUAUAGCUGUGUGAAAAUCGAGACCUACAUCGAUGCCGAAGUCGGAGUGGAGAUUUUGGAGAAAGUCCAAGAGGGCUGUUCUCGAGGAGAACGAGCAAGGGAGCAAGCGCAAGUGCUCAAUACCGUCGGUCGUCGUGACGCAGGUCAUUAGACAGGACUACGAUCAGUUACCGGAGCAGAAAAUCCCGGAAGUCGAGGACGCCAAAAGAAAGACGAUGGAGCAUCCGCUGAACAAUCGACUGUCGCCGAAGGUCACGCCGAUUACCGACGACUAUGAGAUUAGCAAUCACGUUCUGGGCCUCGGGAUCAACGGAAAGGUCGUGCAAUGCUACGACAGGAACACAAGACAGAAAUACGCUCUUAAAGUCCUACAUGACUGCGCGAAAGCACGGCGAGAAGUUGAGCUUCAUUGGAGAGCAUCAAAUUGCAGGCAUAUAGUUCAAGUUAAGGAUGUGUAUGAAAAUUCUUAUAGCGGCAAUAAAUGUCUGCUGGUAAUCAUGGAAUGUAUGGAAGGCGGAGAGCUGUUUCAAAGGAUACAAGAUAGACAAGACGGUGCUUUUACCGAAAGAGAGGCUGCGCAAGUGAUGUACGAGAUCUGUGUCGCCGUGAAGCAUCUACACGACAUGAACAUUACUCACAGAGAUCUAAAGCCUGAGAAUCUUUUAUAUUCCAAACCUGACAUCACUGGAAUUCUGAAACUCACCGAUUUUGGAUUUGCUAAAGAAACACAUUUAAAAGACACAUUACAGACACCAUGUUACACACCUUAUUAUGUUGCCCCGGAAGUUUUGGGACCAGAAAAAUAUGACAAGAGCUGUGAUAUUUGGUCAUUGGGAGUAAUUAUGUACAUAUUAUUGUGCGGUUUUCCACCAUUCUACAGUAAUCAUGGACUGGCAAUUUCGCCAGGAAUGAAAAAGAGGAUUCGAUUAGGACAAUACGACUUUCCCAGUCCGGAAUGGUCAAAUGUAAGCCAAGAAGCCAAGAACCUUAUUAAAGGUAUGCUGUGUAUAGAUCCAGCGGAAAGAUUGCAGAUCGACGCUGUGAUGCGUAACAACUGGAUUGCUAAAUAUAUGGAAGUACCCGCCACUCCCUUACAUACUGGACGUGUUCUGCGCGAGGGAGAGGAAAUGUGGCCUGAAGUGCAAGAGGAGAUGACGCGGUCGUUGGCGACAAUGCGCGUUGACUAUGACACGGCGUGUCUGAAGCAGCUCGAUCACACGAAUAAUCCCCUGUUGAAUAAACGGAGGCGCGCGAAACAGUCAGCCAACAACGCGACAGUCCCUGCAACGCCCGCCAGCCCCACGGCAGCCUCUUAGGAAGAAGACACUGUCAGAAUCAGAAACUGGUUCUGGACGAAACUGGACAUUUUUUCUGCGUCAGAUACAGCGUGAUCACAACGAAGAUCGUUCUCUGACUGCUGCAUUUCACGAAGCAAAAGAAAUUCCGAAUUAGAAUAGUAUUGAAGGGCACCUAGAUCACAUAUGUAUCACAUGAUUUACACUAUUAGCGUUCGAUUAUUUAGAUACGAGAUCAAUUUUAUUAGAGCGGUAACAAUAAUGUAACGAGGACAAUAUUACCCCAACGAAUGCAAGUAAGUGAUAUUUUUUUAAUUGUUGAACGAUAUCACAGUUUUUCUCAAAUGGCAAAAUUUUAAAAUAUAUACACUACAUUAAUUGAGUAAUCACUUGUGUGGAAUGGCCAACGUUUUUAAUGCUAAGCAUUAAUGUUACACGUUUGUCAACAGUUCAAUUUCCGUCGGACCUAAUAAUUGUCAUUGUGAAUAUAAUAAUCUUUAGAGGCACUAUAUAAAUAGGAGUAGGCGAUCGAGGUAAACGAUACUGCUGAACGUAUCUUUUAACAAAUUAUAAGCAUAAUAGGUCAUAUUGGAAUAAUAAUGAUAUUUAAAAUCUACAUUUAAUAACGAAACUUAAGAGAAAAUUGUUUUUUCUCAAUAAAACACCUUAUUGCUGUUA